This is a messenger RNA of Lepisosteus oculatus (spotted gar), 4433 nucleotides long. RefSeq names its product zinc finger, FYVE domain containing 27 (gene zfyve27). Gene Ontology annotation, biological process: neurotrophin TRK receptor signaling pathway; vesicle-mediated transport; positive regulation of axon extension. Gene Ontology annotation, molecular function: metal ion binding. Gene Ontology annotation, cellular component: endoplasmic reticulum tubular network; growth cone membrane. NCBI's taxonomy places the organism in Eukaryota, Metazoa, Chordata, Actinopteri, Semionotiformes, Lepisosteidae. The record is from RefSeq and is a predicted model, not a curated record.
ACGAACUUAUUGCGGAAGCUUGAAGUACUGGAGUUGUUUUGUAUGUUUUGUUAUCAGGCGUUUAAAGAAAACUGUUUGUUCCAGUUAGUUAAGGGUUUUAAAUUUCACUCUUAUAAUAAGUGCGUUUUACAAGGAUAUACGGGUUAUACGGCAUCACGGUACGGUAAACAGAAUAUUUACAAAAUUGCAGUUAAGUUGUUCAACUAGCACAGCUGUCUUGAAUCCCUCCUAUUGGAGGACACAGGCAAAGAGGCAGGAUGCAGCCUGGAGUGGUGGCUUCUCUGGAGCUGCCACAAGGGGCCGCUGUGGCCGGAGAUCGAGGAGACCCGCCAGAGCCGCCUCUGAAGGAAGCAGGGACAUCUGAAUUGUGUGAUUUCAGCAGCCCCAAAGCGCAAACUUUUGAUCUCUUCAACAUGGUCAUUUCAUUCAAGAGGAUGGGAAUUUAUUUGGAGCCCCUAAGUGAUGCCUGGGAUGUUCUCAAGUACAUUUUGAGGUGGAAGAUGCCCAUUUGCUCCCUGCUAUGCUGCAUCACACUCAACAUCCUUUUUCUAACACUUAAUGAAGUGGCGUGGUUUUCCAUGUGCCUCCUGUGUACCUCUGUCCCUGCUGCUCUGGGAUAUCUCCAGGACUGUUCCCAGGACAAGGCCCCUGAGCCCGCACUGCAAAGGAAAAGACACCAUGCUGUGCAGAGACGAGACUUACAAACUGUGCACCUCUCCAGGCAGGAGGCCAUGCUGGAGGUCAAGGGCUUGUUGGUGCAGCUGGAUGAGAUCCUGUCUCAGGCCUGCCUCACUGCAGAGUCCAUGUACAGAGUACUCUACUGGGAGGAUCACAGUGCCUCGUUCCUGUUUUACGGCGGUCUCCUGACAGGUCUGUGUCUGGUCUAUGUUGUGCCUCUGUGCUGGGUCCUGGCAGCUGUCAAUAACGCCCUGUUUCUGUGGAACAGAGAUUUCUGUCGAGUGGUCUUGGAAAUCAGGGAGUCAUUCCAUCAGGGUCGGCUCAAAUCCCCAGAGGGAGAGACUGAAAACCCAGUGCUGGAACUGGGAGGGCUGGCAGACCAGACACCAACUCCCACCAGUGUGGAGGAUCUCUCACCGGGGAGCAUUGAGGAAGCAGAGGAGGCAGAGCCUGAUGAUGACUUUAAAGAUGCAAUUGAGGAGCCGCCUAUGAUACUGCCGGAGCCACCACUGGCUUUGAUGGAGGAAGAUGAAGUCUUACCCGGUGCUGCUGACUUUGAUAUGGCCCCUGACAAUGGCCUUCUGAGUAGGAAUGAGCCCAUCCGCAGCAAAGUGUCCAAACUUACUGAGAAACUUCGCAAACGCUACCCUACCAACAACUGUGGUAACUGCUCCAAUUGCAGUGCUGUCUUCUCUGUGCUGAAGAAGAGGAGGAGCUGUAGUAACUGUGGAAACAGUUUCUGUUCACGGUGCUGCUCUUACAAAGUCCCAAAGUCCUGCAUGGGAGCUACAGCUCCUGAGGCUCAGAGAGAGACGGUGUUUGUCUGCAGCCAAUGCCACCAGAUUCUCAGCAAGAAGGACUAAGAAUUCUCCCCUCCUCCUUCCUCCUCCUCUUUUCUCCUCCCUGGAGCCGCCAUGCUUUUCUCUGUCUUUCUGUCUUCUCUGUGACGGCUGGCAAUGUUCCAGGAUGCAGACUGGCUGAUUUUCCAGAGGACUGGUAGUUCCUGCAGGUCACCCAACCAAAGAGAUGCUUCCCCCCUCCACACUCUCUUGACCUCUUUACUGGUGCUUAACUUGCAAACCUAUGGCAACAUCAGCGCACAAAGAAUGAAGACUUGGUUUAUCGAAGUAUUUUGAAAGGACUUAUUUUCCUUUUAAGAAUCUUUGAAGAUCCUUUUGACCAUGUGAUCUCAGGGAAGAGAUCCAAACAUUUUCUCUGAGAAGUUUUCCAGUAACUACCAGGGUCCUAGUUUAUCCCAUGUUGCCGCAGACAAGGGGUUAUGGGAGGCCAGAGGUGCUGUCAAGGGGGAACAAUGCAGGGAGAGCUAGCUUCUGAGUCAUCUCUGUACUGAUUAGGACUGGUACAUUCAGCCAGGUUUCCAACAUGCCAUUAUAACUCCAGCACAAACAUACAUACAAAUUAAGUUUCAUGAAAUAUCUUGGCAAUAUGUGCAAAAACCAAUUAAUGAACUGAGAAGAUCUGUGUUUUUUGUUUCUUGCGUCCUUGCUGACAGUUUAGUUUCAGACUAAUUGAAAUUAAAACAAAUUGCAGGUUUAUUGAAGAUUACAUUUUGAAUGCAUUUUAGUACAGACGUAGAGGAGUGUUUGUUUUCUAAAGGCUAUGCACAGGUAGUUUGAGAUCAUUUGCUCUUAUUUUAAAACAUUUUUCUGUUGACAUUGUGUUAUCUUCAAAUCUAAAUGUUCAAACUGGCAAUUACAGAAUUCCUACUUUUCUCAAAGUUUGACACAGAACAGGGCAUCUGUUAUGCCCUUAAGAACAUGGAAGUCCUACAACAGCUCCAGCUAAGGAACCACUGGGAAAAGUGAAAAACUGCAUUAUAACAAAUACACAGGAGUAUGUGAACCAUUGACAAACAUCAUGCACAUGCACUCCCAAGAAAUUCAAUUCUAAUAGCAUUUCUUAGAGGGUUUUAAAUAAAGGCUAAAGACUAUGGCACAUUAGCCUUGAGAUCAUGAGUGGGAAUAAAUCAUACUGAGACCUUUGCAGAAUUGCAUGAUGCCUGUAUAACGAGUCAGAAAUGUUUUUCUUCCACAGUAAAUUAAUCCCAUUUCUGUUUUGAGGUAGUGUGGUAGAGAAAAGCAGAUUAACUGGGUCAAGUCACUAAUGUUUAGUCACGAGAAUCCAACAAUAAGAAAUAUAUCUCAGAAUGUAUUCACUGGAGAUGCACAGUAUGAUUAUGUUCAGUUAUCCACAUUAGACCAUAUCUUAGUUUAUAUUUCUCCUGCUCAGACACUAGUGAUCAUCUGUCUGUCAUUUUAAAUGCUCAUCUUCUGGAUCUAGGUUACCGAAAUGAAAAUUAAUUGCUUGUAAAUCGUUAUUUAAAUGGUCCACACCUGUUCUAUAAAGUAAUGUGCUCAGCCCUUGAAUACUGUGCUAGGGGCACCUUGGCCUAGAUUAUUUCAGGACCAGAAGGCAACAAUCGCAAGGGGACAAGAAUAAGCAUGCCUCCAACCAAGAUGGUAUCACUGCUUGGUACUAUUCAGUGACAUCAAAGGAAGUCUUCUAGGGGAAAAAAUAAUGUGUCAACAGUUCAUAUAUCCAAUGAUGCAACUGAGCCUUCCAAUCUGGACUCUUUCACUAGCACUUGUGUAGAAACCCCUGGCAUUAUACUUUCAAAAAGAAAAGGAACAGUGUUUUUUUUAUUUUAUUUUCUUAGAGUUCUUUUUGCAUUGCUUCCACAUAAAUAUUUCAUCUGGCAGAUCUAAUCUCCCUGUCGUUUCGAGUCGCUGCCUGCCUGCCUUGGUGCUGCAAGAGGAAGCUUCACCCAGCCUGAGGGCUCCAGCAUCUCUCCUUUUCACGCUGCCUGUGGAGAAUGUUAACAAACUGUCAGCACGAUCCCAGGCGAAUCCCUACAAAGCCACGCUGAUGAAUCAGUAGUAUAGAUACAUCACAAAAAAAGCAGGUGGGUUGGGAUCCAGUUUCCUGGUUACUUUAGAGGGAGUGGUUCUGCCACUGGGAAUUCCACAAAUGUUGUGGGAAUCUUUUGAACAAGGGAUCAGGAUCUGUGAGAUAAUGCUUGCCUUCCAAGUGUGACAUCCUGUGUAGGCACCGAGUUUCUCCACUGCGGUUGCCUGAGCUUCCUUGGUUUGACUUGCCAGUCACUCGCCAGACUUGCUUGGCCAUUUAAAUUCCAUUUAAAUGAACCACAGCACAAAAGAAACACUGGGCCUUACAAAAUAUAUCCACUUUUUGGUUUUGCUUAAUUUGUUUCUAUUUGUUUUGAAGCAGAUCUUGCAUUCUCUUAAAGAGUUAUUUUCCCUAAAACCCAAAGAAUUGUGCAAGAAAGUAGCGACAGUGGUCUGAAUAGACAAAAGCAGUCCCAUGACUACUUCAGAUAUUUUAAAACACUGUAAUUGUUCAAACAUAUGUAAUCAGAUUUUAGCUAAAUGUUACAAUUUGUUUUAUGAAACAAAGUAAAACAUCUAUAUUAUUCCAUGUGAAACAUGGGUAUCAGACAUUAAUCAGAAUGUCCUUGCAAGCAUUGAAUUUUGAGUCUAUGUGAAGUAGUUAACCUGCAUAAAUCAGACACCACUAGGGAGGACUUGGUUUAUGACCUGACUACUUAAUAUGCUGUAUUUAUACUUAAGAAUAGUAAAUCUAUAAACUGUGUUUGUAUUUUUGAUCAUUUCUGUAUAUGUUGGCAUUAAGAGAAAGUUUGUUUGAAUUUAUGUUUUGUUCCUUAAAACAAUGUCUACAGCCUUCCUAAUAAAUGCAUAUGGCAUGGAGACGAAAUG